Messenger RNA from Monomorium pharaonis (pharaoh ant), 3314 nucleotides. RefSeq lists its product as uncharacterized. NCBI's taxonomy places the organism in Eukaryota, Metazoa, Arthropoda, Insecta, Hymenoptera, Formicidae. The coding region runs from base 672 to 3314 and encodes 880 amino acids. The record is from RefSeq and is a predicted model, not a curated record. The transcript has 2 exons.
AACGAAUCCAAUCGAGAGUGACAGAAUCGCUGAACGAUUGGAUCUGCACGCUUCGCGGAGCAGGGUAUCUAGCCGCUCGGACGCUUUUUCAUCCCGCCUCGUCUUUCAGAACGGCUGGAAAAUAUAAAUUAGGCCACGCGGCCCGUACCGCCGGCCAGUUUGACGAAAGACCUCGAUCGGAGAUGAUUAGAAAUCACAUCGGCGGCUUCUCGCGCGUAUAAAUCGCAAUUUUCUCCCCUUCGCCGCGACGAACGCAAAGUGACAAGCGUCACCUGUUGCCCACAGUUCCUGGAAUUCGCGUUCCCCGAGUAAGCCGAGUAACCAGUGUUUUCUUCCGCGCACCGUGGAGAGUCUGAACCGCGUGGUUCGUCGUCGCGUUCGAGAAGCGAAUUCGAUAUUCAGCCGUUCUACUCGAUUUUAAACUGAUACAGUUUCGUGAUUUACCUCCUCUUCUCAAAAGUGUUGGAAUAAAUUUGUAAAAUAUUUUUAUUAUUUGAACUUCGAUAUUAAGUGUUUCGAUAUUAUAUUGUUGAUAUUUCGCAUAAUAAUUGUGUAAUAAUAUGUGCGUACUGAAAAGUGUAUUCUUACGCUUUAAUAGCUACUGUUAGUCACAUGUCGAACAAUAUUUUCUCAUCUCGGUAAUGGUAUGAAAAGAAGAACAGUCCGGAGAAAUGGAGCAACCACGACAGGUCUAUAAUCUGAUUAUUAUUUUUAUCCUAACGGUCGCGAGCAUCCAAACCGCGUCGUCGUCGAAUCAGAACCUCUUUGCUUUCACCACCACGAUCGACUCUACAAACGGUGAUGAAAUUACAGUAGCCUGGCAGCCCUUAAGUACCACGACGUUGGUCUAUCAGGAUCCCACAACCAAUUUGCCGACCUCGACGAGCGCACAAGCGGAAGAGACCCUCAAUUCGUCGGAUACGAAUGUUCUGAAUCGGUACGCGCGACCAUACGAGCAUAACGACGGCACCACGGAAGACGACGACCCGGACGAGCCGCCAGAUCACGCGAUACCACAUUCGGAACACGAGGAGGCCAGAGACGUGCCGACUCAACCAAAAUACGUGGCUCCUGGACUCUGGGCGAAGCCACCACCUGACCGAAACGUUCCUCUGGACUUCGUGCCGACGAAGCUGCAUGCUCAGGUUCGAGGGAGACACACCGUGAAGAGAUUGCCGCAACGGCAGGCGAUCGAAAACGCGAAGACGGACGAGGAGAGACGUAACGCGCCCAGAUUGAGGAAGGUUGUCACCAACUCGAAGGUUAACACGGUCUACACCGAGGAGGGAUACGAGGACUCGGCGUACGAUCACGCGGGACACAUCAGGGAUGCUGAUUUUCACGAAGGAUUCGCGCGCAAGCUUCACGAUCAAAAGAAAAGCGGACAGGACUCAGGAGAUAAGGAGAGAGAGAAGAAAAACGAGAACUUAGUGCCCGAAGAAUUUAAAGAAUAUGAGGAAGACUAUCAAGAUCAUUUUCACGAAAGCAGGAACUUCGACAAGACGGACGAUGAAGAUAAUCUAAUAAAAUUCGGGAGAAGCAGUUGGGAAGAAUCUGAUGAGAUAGAUCCCAAACUCGUGGCUGAGAAUAAUAUCCAAAGAUUGGAGGAGGACAUAGAGAAAGAUGCCGAAGAGGCCGAGAGAAGUUCGAAGAUACAUCAAAAUGCACAAGAAUCGAAACUUCGCGAUGAUGUCAAGACUGAUAGUUCGGAAUUUGAGGCGUCUCGUGUUGAAGAUAAUUCAAAACACGAGAAUAAGUCUAUCAAGACGAAAAAGAAAAAGUCCAAACUGCGAAAGGGAAAGGACACCAAAGUAAAUAACAAAAGUAAUCUAUCGGGCAAAUUGAAACAAACGAAGAAGCUCCGUCCAGAGAAUCACGGGACAACCGUACUUCCAUUUGAAGAAGCAAGUUUGGCGGAUGUUAAAACGCCGACAACUCCCCACGGUUUCGUAACAAGUUCUCCGAACCCGCAGAUAUAUUCCAUCGAUCAGACGACAUUACGCUACGUCGCUCCGAUCGCAAGUGCAUCGCUUCUACAAGUCGAGGAUGAGCCGACGGUUGAUUAUAGCAAGCUUUUUUGGGAUUAUUUUAAGGUGAGGCAAGAACCAUCGACCACUGAAUCCACGCUCGCAUCGAACUCGACGACCAUGAAUCCACAACGGGAAGCUCAAACGCCAAUCGCGGUCGCGACCAUUGACGGUCACGGUCCAUACCUUUUAGUGACGAGGGAGGAAACCAUGACGUUGCCCCCGACUUUCCUCGAUCCGAGCAGCGUCGCUUUGGAAUUCGGCUCGACUUCCCCUCAAACGCACAGUCGUCAUCUGCUUGGACAAAACGACGACGUCGACUAUGUCGACAACGUGAUAACCACGUCUACAAUUGCGACCUACACCAGCGUGCAACCCUUCCCGUCGUUAAGUCCUGGGGAUACAGAAUAUUCAUCAUCGACCACUCUUGUCGAUACUACGGUGUCCAGCACCGACAGCGGCGACAGCACCCCGACUGUAAUGACACUUAAUUUAACCCAGGAAGCUUACGCGAAGAUGGCCGAUUAUCAAGAGAACCCUUUUCUCAGUCCUGUUCUCGACAACAGCAAAAUCGUCGUUUCCAAAAAUAAGCUCAAGUACAAGGUCCUGGCGAGAGCACCGUCACGCGAGAAGAAACCCGUUAAAUCCAUUACUCACCAGUCGCCCCGUCAACAGGUUCCAUUCAAAGAAGAAAGCGAGUACAAGAAGAUUCGUGACAGGCUGAACGCAAAGUACAACAAAAUGCUGAGUUAUAUUAAGAACAAGCAAGAAAUUAACUUUUUCCCGAAGAAGAAGAAGUUCGCUCCUCCAGAGGAUUUCACCCCGAGGAGGCCGCCGGUUCAACAGGUCGCUUACUCGAUCUUUCUGACGGAUCAUCCCUCGACGGUGAAUCGUUCGAGUGCGCCCGCCGAAAGUGAAUCGUCUCGGGAGACUAACUGGAGAAGCCCACUGCAAAAUCAACAACAUCGUCCUCAAUCCGUUAAAUUGCCGUUCCGUUUCGAUCCCUUCGCUCACGUUCAGCGUCCGGUCUAUCAUAAAAAUUCAUUUCCUACUACGAAACUAUCGCCACCGCUGCCGUUGGCGAGUACUUACGCGAAUUACCGUAGCGGCAAGCCGAACGACGAUCGUUCUCAUCUCGGCGGCAAAACGCAGAAGCGGCGUGACAACGCGUUUAAACAUUUGCCAUUGAGUCCCGAGGCGAACUGGCGAACACGAUCCCGGAGAAAAAGAUCCGACGAAGGUGAAUUUCGCGGUAGUAACGGUGCGGACGUCGAUGAUAAGCGAUAG